AUGGGCAGCGCAGGAGAACCGGGCUUUCAAGUCAAACAGGUUCACCCAACCUUCGCCUGCGAGAUUCAAGGCCUCGAUCUGUCACAGGGCAUUACAGACGACCAGUUCAACCAGGUCAGGGAUCUCGUUCACGAAUAUGGCGUCGUUGUCAUCCGAAAGGCGAAUUUCCCCGACGACCUAGCCCAUAUUGAAUUCUCGAAAAGGUUUGGCGACAUUGAAAAGAGCAAAUAUCGCAGCGCCCACAUGAGGCCACUCCCGUACCCAGAGAUCUUCGACAUCUCCAACCUCGACGAGAACGGCGAGGUCGUCACCCACAGCAACGAAAGAAGAACGACGGCCAUCCGCGGAAAUGCCUUAUGGCACGCCGACGGCUCCUUCAACCCACGCCGCACGUACAUCUCGUGCCUCCGGGCCGUCGAGCUGCCGCCGAAAUCCACGGGCGGCCACACGGAAUACGCUGAUGCCCGGCAAGCCUACGACGACCUGCCCGAAGAGACCAAGGCCAAGAUCAAAGACCUCGUGGCGAUUCACUCCUUCUACCACAACCGCAAGACGGCCAACCCGGACUCGCCGCUGUUCAAAGACAUCGAGGUCUUGGACAUGCCGGUGUCUCGACACAAGCUGGUGACCAACCACGAGCCCAGUGGCCGCCACAUGCUCUAUGUGACCUCGUAUGCACAUUCCAUCGAGGGCAUGCCGCUUGAAGAAGGCCAGAAGUUGCUGAAAGAGCUGGCGGACCACUGCAAGCAGGAGAAGUACGUCUUUCAGCAUCAUUGGGAGAGUCCUGGCGACGUCGCCGUCUGGGAUAAUACCGCCGUGCUGCACCGUGCCACCACGGGCGCGUACGAGGGCAAAUACCGCAGGGACAUGAGAAGGACGUGUAUCAAUGACUCUGGACCCGAGGCGUAUGGUCUGAACGACCCGGCGCUGGCAGCCAAUCAGGCAAACUCUAGUUGA
This is a messenger RNA of Capronia epimyces CBS 606.96, 957 nucleotides long. RefSeq lists its product as uncharacterized. The transcript has a single exon. Bases 1 to 957 code for a protein of 318 amino acids. NCBI's taxonomy places the organism in Eukaryota, Fungi, Ascomycota, Eurotiomycetes, Chaetothyriales, Herpotrichiellaceae. Gene Ontology annotation, molecular function: oxidoreductase activity. The record is from RefSeq and is a predicted model, not a curated record.